UAUUAUUUAGUAAUGGUGAUAGACUAGAAGAAUCAAAAAAUAUAAGUGAAUUAGAUCGUGACCCAGGAAUUCGUGAUGGUGGUAAAAUAAAUCCAUUAUUAUUAGUUGUUAGUGGUGUUUGUGAUGGAAGAGGUGGUUUAGCUAUAGUCAUGUUAGGUCGAAUUCUUUUAUUUUCCGUUGAAAUUGAUAAUU
Messenger RNA from Diversispora eburnea, 192 nucleotides. NCBI's taxonomy places the organism in Eukaryota, Fungi, Glomeromycota, Glomeromycetes, Diversisporales, Diversisporaceae. The record is from the annotation of a GenBank genome assembly.